Messenger RNA from Paramacrobiotus metropolitanus, 3124 nucleotides. RefSeq lists its product as uncharacterized. The transcript is spliced from 3 exons. Gene Ontology annotation, biological process: autophagy; protein autophosphorylation; autophagosome organization. The record is from RefSeq and is a predicted model, not a curated record. Gene Ontology annotation, molecular function: protein binding; protein serine/threonine kinase activity; ATP binding. Gene Ontology annotation, cellular component: cytoplasm; autophagosome. Lineage: Eukaryota; Metazoa; Tardigrada; Eutardigrada; Parachela; Macrobiotidae. The coding region runs from base 200 to 2137 and encodes 645 amino acids.
UUCCCAAACUAGCAAAUUUGGCUUUUGUAGCUUACGUCUUGCACGUUAAACACUAUAUUGACGUCGUAGUAUUGAUUUCGCAGCCCUUAUUCGACCAAUGCCGGUCUAAUUUAGAUAUUUUUGAAUUUUUGGUGUUACUGUACAGUGUAUAUGAAACACAUGUAGAACUCGAAACUGCACUGCCAAAAUUAAAACAGUCAUGAUGGAUGCAUUGGUUCCGGAGACCUACGGCAAGCGUUGCCAGUAUCAAUACGGCAAUACUGACUACAUAGGUCGCGGGAUGUUUGGUGCUGUGUACAAGGCGCAUGUGGUGGAGCGUCAGGAUUUUGACGGCGACGCAGUUGUGGCUGUAAAAGUCAUUCACUUACACCAGAAUUCACAGCUUGCCAACAAUCCCCAGAAGUGGAAGCGGGUUCGAAGCCGGCUGCAGCUGCUCCUCUCGUUGAGACAUAUAAACUUGGUUCCUUACCACAAAGUAACGAUUACCGGAGCAACAGGCAUUGUCGAAUUAAUGAUGGACUUCUACAGCGGUGGCGAUUUAGCUACGUUCCUGCAGCAGCUAAAAGGAAAUGGUGGACUCCUGGAACAAAGAAGUGUCAUACGCUUUGCGCAACAAAUAACCAGUGGGCUGCAUUAUCUGCAUCAGCAGAAUAUAAUACACGGAGACAUUAAGCCAGGUAAUAUUCUGAUUAAAUUCUCCGAGAAACACCACGAAAUCUUGCUGAUUGGAGAUUUGGAUGACUUGAUUCAAAUGCACCGCGAUGCAACAUGUUCUCAGGAUAUUACACAGCUGCGUGGAACUUCUCGCUAUAUGUCGCCUGAGAUGCUCAGCCGCUUUGCGGAGAUGCCGGGGGAAAUUCCCGGGCGUAAAACGGAUAUCUGGAGUCUCGGAUGUGUUAUUCUGGAAUUAGCAAACAGCGCAAUGGGCUUGCCGGGAAAAUUAUUGCAAAACUCCGGCGAGAUCGUUGCUGUGGACGGUGUUACCCCGGUGUUCAAAUUUAUCACCAUGAUGCUGAAUGGAGCACGUCCGUUUAUUGACCAAAGCAUACCCUCCCUUAUGGCUUCAUGUGCGGGACGCUGCCUAUGUGUUCAUAGUAAAGACAGAAUUGGUGCCGAUAACUUGUUGCUCCAGCUCCUGAACGCAGAGAAAGGAACAACUGUCUCAUCUGAAAUUGCGGUGCUUCGAAUCGACAUGCCAGAUUUUGCAGCACGAUUGACUUGGACAGAUAUUGACGGUUCAACGGCUCCGGUGUACAAGAUGAGCUUGUCCGUACAAUUGCUAAAUACCGCAACGGUGACACUACGCGCAUGGCCGCUCCCUACCGCUUUACGGAACAAACAACUGUGUUAUGGUGGUAAUAAUUUCACAACUCUUGGAAGCGAAAUGGUUUGCCAAUUUCUGCGCUCCGAUGGAACGAUCGAAACCAUCGUUUGGAAUAUAAUCAGACAAUCAUGGCGAGCACUGAACUUGAGUCCAAGAUAUUUCUUCGUAUGUCCAGUCGGAAUUGGAGAGAAAGUGUACUUUUGGGCAAAAGGAAAAAAGUUUGGUGUGGUCCAUGCUACCGAAAACAACAUCCAUUUACUACCGCUUCCAGAUGGCGCUGAUCACUUAAAGUCCAUUUCUGGCGGCUUAUCAAUGGACAACAAACUAAUUUUUUAUGUGCUUUGUAUCGCUUCUGGAUCUACGGAGUCGUUGCGAAUAGCGAGUUUCAACAUAUUAACUUACGACUGGGAAUAUUUUCCAGGAGAAAUUGCAAAACGAACAAAUUUUGCUGUUACAACAUUGCACAGAAAAAUCUACGUACUCGGUGGAGAACCUGCUGACAAGCGGGUGUUGGAUUCAUGUUUGCGCUUCGAUCUGGUUACUCAGUCCUGGGAAACUUUGGGAUCUCUGGUGCAUAACAGGUUCAAUCAUGGUGCAUUCGUGGUAAAUGAGAACAUUUAUGUUUGUGGCGGGAGAAGAAGCUGGCAGGACUAUUAUCCAUUACUGCAAAUGGAACGCUAUGACAUGGAGAAGAAUGUUUGGAUAGAAGAUAAUUUUCAGUCACUGGAAAACAAAUGGUUACCAUGGUUUACCCAGAUUUUAACUAAAAGUUAUUACCGCACGGAUUGUCUGCCUCUUUUUGAUGACCGCUAGGUUUGCAUAUGAGUAGUGGGAUUUUCUCGGCCACCGUUUUUAGCAAGCGUUUGAUUUCAUAACCUGGCAUUCGAUUUAAGAAAUUGACAUAUUUUCGACGUAUUUGUGUUCACAAACGAUUAUGCAGUCCAUCAUGUCUUUGAAAAACAACCAGUUUCCAAGUUUCCCGAUACGCAAAUAUGCGUGUCCCAGACAUCUGCAUGCAAAGGCCGACCAAUGCAGCAAGGUGAUCCAUUGACAUUCGGAUACUUAACAAUGUUUCCGGUUUUGUAUCUCUUGCUGCGCUGACCACAGAUGAAAACCCAUGAUUUUGUGGAGGAUUUCCAGAGCCCAAAGCAUCAUUCAAACGCCAGGGCACAUGCGUAGCGUCAUCAUUUCGCGGUGUCAGAUAAGAAUAACUAUCCAACGGCAUUUUCUCCGCCAACAUGGCUUGUCUUGUAGCAGGAGGAUGACAACCUCCAACGGAUACCGUUUGAGAGGGAAUCAAAGUGGAUUCCACUGGUGCGACACCGUAUGAUGUCCAUGUACUGAUCGUUCUCACAGCUCGCACUACAAACGUAAUUUCCAGGACAAUAAAGAACCCUGCGUAGCCGAUAAUGGUUGGUCCACCAGAACUAUAAUGGAAUUUCUGUUCCCAGGUUACGAUGAGUGCGCCAUGAAUGAUCAUACGAUUUAUACCCACAGACAACAUUAUGCUGAUUACCAUGCAGACAAUGUAGGUUUUGAGAAAUCUUAAACCGGCAUUAAGGUGCUUGACUGAUAAAAACGGUGCAGUCCGAGCACAACAGCGGCCACACACUCUCCCACAAUACUGGUUAAGGUGACCUUUGUUUGUCAGUUAUUUCCUGGUCUGAUUGUUGCCGAUUUUAGCCGUUAGCACUCCCUUGCUUUAUUAAUACUGUUGCCGCUAGACGAACUUCACCACUUUUAGUCUUAGAUCCGGCCGCAGCCUGCCCCUGGCCGGCAAAACGUACCGUAUAAUAUGAG